AUGGUGUACGCAGGGUUCGGGAUCCCCCUCACGCUCUUCUGCGUGACGAAAGUCGCCACGACCCUGGCCGACGCCCUCUUCUCGGCCUACGGAAGAUGCGAGCGCCGCCGCGCGGCUUCUCGGAAGGAGCAGCGACACGCCGCGGUGGACGCGACGGGCGAGGAGGCGAAGGCACCGAAGAGGUUCCCCGUCUCGCUCGUCCUCUUCCUCUUGCUGGGUUAUGCGUGCGGGGGGGCGCUGCUCUUCUCCCUCUGGGAAGGAUGGCUGUUCAUCGAUGGGCUCUACUUCUGCUUCGACACGCUGUCCACGAUCGGGUUCGGGGACAUUCUUCCUGGGCGGGCCGUUUCGCACGAGGUCACCUUCGUGGAGCAAGCCAAGAUCGUCGCGGGUUGCCUGUAUCUGCUGUUCGGGCUCACCAUGGUCGUCAUGAGCUUCGAACUCGUGCAGGCCGAGGUCAAUGCCAAGGUCAAGGAAUUGGGGGCCUUUAUUGGCUUCGUCGACGAGGAAAAGCGGGAAAGUCGAUCGGAUAAAAAAUGA
Molecule: messenger RNA, 537 nt
Organism: Darwinula stevensoni
Lineage: Eukaryota; Metazoa; Arthropoda; Ostracoda; Podocopida; Darwinulidae
Source: the annotation of a GenBank genome assembly